Messenger RNA from Clonostachys byssicola, 1128 nucleotides. The record is from the annotation of a GenBank genome assembly. NCBI's taxonomy places the organism in Eukaryota, Fungi, Ascomycota, Sordariomycetes, Hypocreales, Bionectriaceae.
AUGAGUUUGAAUAUUCUUAUCACCGGCGCCACUGGCUACAUUGGUGGCUCUGUUCUUUCGGGACUGCUCUCAAGCGAGAAGCCACGUUUUGAGAAGAGCCGGAUUUUUGUAGCCGUCCGCUCUGAAAGACAUGUCAAAACAUUGACCGAGCUAGGAGUCAAGGUGGCUUUGAUCGAUCUCACAGAUGAGGCAUCUGUCAGAGAAGGCGUCUUGAACAAUGACAGUAAGACUUUUACCCCUAGAAUAUGGAUCCGGGAUCUAAGUUCAUUUAAUGCAGUCGAUUUCAUCAUUCACACUGCGAGCGCUCUGGAACCAGCACAGGCGAAGAAUCUCAUUACUGCUCUGGGGAAAAGACACAAUGCGACUAAGAAAGACGUCUUCUUCAUUCACACUUCUGGGACAUCAGCCUGGUCCUCCGCGUUCGGCUCGACAUAUGGCCUAGUGAAGGACACCGAUCCUCUUUUUGAGAAAGAGAAAGCGAUAGCAGAUUCAUUCCCAGUUCGACAGACCGAUGUUACUGUGAUUGAAGAGGCGGAAAAAGCUGGCGUGACCAGCUAUAUUAUCCCUCCUCCUAUCAUUUAUGGCCGUGGCGAUGGCCCAUGGAACAAGAUGUCAGCGAUGAUCCCUGCCACUAUCAAUGCCGCCAUAUCGCGCAAAGUGGUUGAAAAGUUUCCCACGAAUGCACGGACAAUGGGGACUCACAUAACGGACCUGACUGCGUACUACCUGCGUUUGAUUGAGAAGAUACUGGAGGGUGCCGACCUGCCAAGUGGCAAGCAGGGAUACUAUUUUCCUAUCGCGCAUCGGUUCAGUUGGUGGGAUGUUUUGGAUAAGAUAGCCAAGGCUCUUCAAGCUCGAAAUCUUGUGAAGGAUAGCGAGUUGCGGGAAUGGCCAAGUUACGAUGCUGCGGCUGAAGGACUUUCCCUUCCUGCUGAAGUGAUACCCAGGCUUUACGUCGCUGAUAACGAAGUUAUUGGUGAGAAUAAAAGUCUAAUUGGUUGGGAACCAGAAUGGGACGAGCAUAGGUUCUUGACGCAGAUGGAUGACGAAAUCAAGAAUUUCCUGGACCUGGGCAUAGAAAAGGUUGGUUUACUUGCUGCUGUCAGCCAGGAAUUGAGCAAAAAGUAG